CCCUGAUGAAAGGAAAGCGCCUAUUGGUUGCUCCAAGACGUUGGAGGGCGGGAGGGAGAGGGUGGCCCGUUGUCGCCACAGCAACCCGGGUCGCCGAGCCGUGGCGGCGACGGAAACAGAAGAGGUCAUGUGACGCGAGAGCAGUCUGAGGGGGAAUAUCACGUGAUGUCAGCCGGCCGCUUCCCUUAUUGAGGUGGGGAGGCCGGCUGGAUCAGCUUCUGGGGGAGGGAAGGCCUAGGGGCCCUCCCUACCCCUGCCAUGGCAUCCCCGUGGAUCCCCUAUGCUGAUACGGCCCCCGUCCUCAGCCAGCCCGAUGACACAGAGGAGGAGGAGGACCUCCAGGCCAAGAGGGAGAGGGAAGAGGAGGGAGAUGUGCAGACCAUCACGGGGAUCUCUACUUCACACGGGGUCCGCAUUGUGGGGGUCCUCUGCUUCGUCAACCUCCUGAACUAUAUGGACCGCUUCACCGUGGCUGGUGUUCUUCCUGACAUUGAGAAGUUUUUUAAUAUUGAUGACAGCAAAUCAGGACUCAUACAGACAGUUUUUAUUUGUAGCUACAUGGUACUGGCACCAAUUUUUGGUUAUCUGGGGGAUCGCUAUAAUCGCAAGUACCUGAUGUGUAUCGGGAUCACCUUCUGGUCAGGUGUGACUCUGGGGAGCAGCUUCAUUCCUCAAGAGUAUUAUGGGUUGCUGCUGCUGACACGAGGCCUGGUAGGUGUUGGGGAAGCCAGCUACUCUACCAUUGCCCCCACCAUUAUCGCUGACCUCUUCGUGGGCGACCGGCGAUCCCGCAUGCUCAGCAUCUUCUAUUUUGCCAUACCAGUAGGCAGCGGUCUGGGCUACAUUGUGGCAUCGCAGGUGAAAAUCCUGGCUGGGGACUGGCAUUGGGCUCUGCGGGUGACACCUGGCUUAGGGCUCUUGGCUGUGCUACUGCUGGUGGUUGUGGUGCGAGAGCCACCUCGUGGUGCUGUGGAGACGCACUCUGAUGCUCCUCUGCAAUAUACUUCAUGGAUAACUGACCUAAGGGCCCUCAGCAGCAACCGCAGCUUCGUGUUGUCGUCUCUGGGCUUCACGGCCGUGGCCUUUGUCACAGGUUCCCUUGCGCUGUGGGCCCCUGCGUUUCUGUACCGUUCGCGCCUGGCCAAUGGGAGCCUUCCGCCUUGCCCCUCAGAGGCGGCUUGCAGCACUUCAGACAGCCUCAUCUUUGGAAUUAUCACUUGCGUGACUGGCGUGCUGGGUGUCGGCAGCGGGGUGGAGAUUUCCCGGCACCUGCAGCGUAGCAACCCUCGCGCCGAUCCCCUGGUUUGUGCAGCUGGUCUGCUUGGCUCGGCCCCCUUCCUCUUCCUGGCUGUGGUGUGUGCUCAGGGGAGCAUUAUUGCCACUUAUGUUUUUAUCUUCAUUGGCGAGACCCUCCUUUCGCUCAAUUGGGCCAUUGUUGCCGACAUCCUUCUGUAUGUCGUCAUCCCCACCCGUCGCUCCACUGCCGAAGCUUUCCAGAUCCUGCUUUCCCAUCUCCUGGGUGAUGCUGGGAGCCCCGCGCUUAUCGGCUUGAUCAGUGACCGAAUCCAGCACAAUCGCCCCGCGUCGUUCAUGACGCAGUUCCGGAGCCUUGAGUAUGCUCUGAUGGCCUGCGCUUUCGUGGGAGUGAUCGGUGGCGGUUUCUUCUUGGCCACGGCCUGCUUCAUCCAGGCAGACCGCAAACGCACUGAGCUGUAUACGCAAGGGCAGCUGAACGAGCCAUUGGAAGGCGAAGACCGCAUUGUGGUUCCUCAGCGUGGCCGAUCGACGAAAGUCCCUGUUUCUAGUGUCCUCAUAUGAAGACAGUCCCUGCCUCUCUUAUCUGGCAUCGGGAAGGUGUGGACUCGUGCCCUCUGUGCUCAGCCAAUCCAUGGAGCCAGGGAGGGAGGCUCUCGGAAUGGACCAAGGCGGGUGGUCUCAUGGACAGCUGCUUUUUGGUGUACAUGGGAUUUUUAUAAAGCACAAACCUUAUCCAGA
This is a messenger RNA of Heteronotia binoei (common prickly gecko), 1995 nucleotides long. RefSeq names its product SPNS lysolipid transporter 1, lysophospholipid (gene SPNS1). The coding region runs from base 259 to 1818 and encodes 519 amino acids. Gene Ontology annotation, molecular function: transmembrane transporter activity. Gene Ontology annotation, cellular component: membrane. Gene Ontology annotation, biological process: transmembrane transport. NCBI's taxonomy places the organism in Eukaryota, Metazoa, Chordata, Lepidosauria, Squamata, Gekkonidae. The record is from RefSeq and is a predicted model, not a curated record. The transcript is spliced from 13 exons.